ACAAUCAAGGAAGCGGCUGCAGCUAAAAAGCGACGUUAGCGCCUCCGUUCUUUCCGGGGACCAGGCCAGCGCUCCAGAGGCGGCCACUGGACAGCGGUUCACCCGAGGCCGAGCUCCGCGACUUCGGCGGAGCACAGAGCCGAACGGGCGGUCGCGGACGGGAUUGCGCGCGGAGACAGUUCGUCCUCUCGGGGUAGCCGUAGGCGUCAGGGGACCCGUCCCGGCCGAAUCCACGUGACUCUAGGGGCGCCUAGCUAGAGCCAUGGCGGUUUCCAGGCCGCUGUCCCGCUUCUGGGAGUGGGGUAAGAAUAUCGUGUGCGUGGGCCGGAACUACGCGGACCACGCCAAGGAGAUGGGGAGCGCCGUGCUUAGCGAGCCCGUGCUCUUCCUGAAGCCGUCCACCGCCUAUGUCCCCGAGGGCUCGCCCAUCCUCAUGCCCGCCUACAGCCGCAACCUGCACCACGAGCUCGAGCUGGGCGUGGUGAUGGGCAAGCGAGGCCGCGCCGUCCCGGAGGCCGAGGCCAUGGACUACGUGGCCGGCUAUGCCCUGUGCCUGGACAUGACCGCCAGGGACGUGCAGGAUGAAUGCAAGAAGAAGGGGCUACCCUGGACCCUGGCCAAGAGCUUCACCACCUCCUGCCCCGUCAGCGCGUUUGUGCCCAAAGAAAAGGUCCCUGACCCUCACAACCUGAAGCUCUGGCUCAAGGUCAAUGGAGAACUACGGCAGGAGGGUGAGACGUCUUCCAUGAUCUUUACCAUCCCCUACAUCAUCAGCUACGUUUCUAAGAUAAUGGCCUUGGAAGAAGGAGAUAUUAUCUUGACCGGGACGCCGAAGGGAGUUGGCCCUGUUAAAGUAAACGAUGAGAUCCAAGCGGGCAUACACGGGGUCGUCAGUAUGAGAUUUAAGGUGGAAAAGCCAGACUAUUGAGUCUAUACAAAGCAUCCUAAUUUCUUAAGUUUCAGAAGAGAAGGGAGUUGGACUGAAGCAAGCAAAGGUUAUUAAAAGUGACUCCUUUAAAAAGAAAUCAAAUUUUAAAGAUGAUUUGAUUGGGUUGCUGUGUCUCAACUCAGGGAAGAUAGGAACUCCGAGAAAAACACGCUCUAGAACAGCCGAUCAGAAAUGGAAAGGAGAAAGGAAUGCCUGUCUGUCUUCUAGGAAACAAACAGAAGAAAGUAUUUGUGAUGUCUCCCAUGAGGCAUGAAAUGUUCAGAAGACUUUCCUAAAACUGGACUGGAAAAGACUUUUCAGUGAGUCAUUCUGGGAUCAGUAGUUCAGUAAUUAAAAUAUGCAAAGGGAGUUGAAAAGCAUGUUUCAAAUGAAUGUUUCCCACAUUUCCUUGAUCAUGGUAAUCAUCUGAAGGUAUCUGUAAAAAAAAAAAUAUUUCCAAAUUACUGGCCCAUACUGGGCCCACUGUAUUAACAGAAUUAAUCUCCAGCACUCCAUGUGAUUCUUAUGAAAUGUGGAAAAACACUACUCCACAUAUUUUAAUUUAAAAUUUUAUUUAAUAAGUUAAUGAAUGACAACCUCACUCGUUUGUACCCUGGCUCAUAGAUUCUGAGUUUAAGAGAGAAUUUUGAGCCUGGCUGAUGUAGCUCAGUGGUUGUCGCCCAGAUUGCCCACUGGGUCUCCAGUAGGGGGCGUGCAGAAGGCAAUUUAUCAAUGUUUCUAUCCCUCUCCCUCUCUAAAAUAAAAAUAUAUUUUUUAAAAAAGAUAAUUUUGAAACUACUGUUUUUAAAUAAAUAUGCUGGGUGUUGUGUGGACUAAAAAUCUUUCCCCUAAUAGUGGCUAGGAGGGAUGCUUUCUUAUUAAAGUACUUCAGACCUUGGUCACACUGACCUUUGGCCUGGUGAGACUGUGCUUUAUUAACGGAGUUCAUCAGCAUCUCUACCUCCUGACCAGAAAUAAGCAGCCUUCAGGGAAGUUAAGUGGCCUAGGUGCUACUUUUGCUUUAACCUGCACACUUCUUCAAAAAAAGGGGAGGCAAGAUGCACGGCAUAGCUAUCAGACUGUUGGUGGAGGCAUCUUAGGCUUUGGCAGAGCCUCCUACUAUAGUGUAAACAGAAGAUACCUGCUGGCCCUUGAAAGCUUCGCACACCUAAUUUAAUAAUAGUUAACACUGAGCCUUAGUAUUGCUAGAUACUGUGUGCCAAGAGUUGUCUAUGUU
Myotis daubentonii (Daubenton's bat) is the source of this 2165-nucleotide messenger RNA. RefSeq names its product FAH domain containing oxaloacetate decarboxylase 1 (gene FAHD1). The record is from RefSeq and is a predicted model, not a curated record. Gene Ontology annotation, molecular function: acetylpyruvate hydrolase activity. Gene Ontology annotation, cellular component: mitochondrion. NCBI's taxonomy places the organism in Eukaryota, Metazoa, Chordata, Mammalia, Chiroptera, Vespertilionidae.